Messenger RNA from Penaeus vannamei (Pacific white shrimp), 3908 nucleotides. The record is from RefSeq and is a predicted model, not a curated record. Lineage: Eukaryota; Metazoa; Arthropoda; Malacostraca; Decapoda; Penaeidae.
AUUUGGUGUCUUCUUUCUCUCGUUAUGUCUUCGAAAUUCAGGAAAUUCAUCAUGUCAUUCCAUUGAUCAGUGCCAAGGCCUAUUACAGGCUGAGUGACAGGAUGGAAGUGCCAGUGAGAGUAGUGACGAGGGUGCGACCACAGACAGCACAGGAGCACAACCAUGGAACGUGUAUUCAGGUUGCUCCAGCAGCCUCUCAGGUCAUCCUGGGUUAUGACCAUUUUUGUGACUUUGAUGCAGUCUUUGGUCAUGAUGUCACACAAAAGGAACUGUAUGACUCCUGCCUGUCGGAUAUGGUUAUCAACUUCUUUCAGGGAUACAACGUGACAGUGGUCGGGUAUGGGCAGCGUGGUUCGGGCAAGACAUACACUAUGACAGGCCCAGACUUCUUGUGGGCUAUGAAUGAAGAGGAGUUUGGACUUUUGCCCCAGGCAGUGCGGCACGUUUUCAAUCUCAUGAGGGAAUGCCCAGGGAGAGAAUACCGUGUACAUGUGAGCUAUCUGGCAGUGCAAAGGGAUGCUGUGUAUGACCUGCUCUCCACCUCCAACUCCUAUAUGCAACUGAAUGUGCUAGAAGACAAUAUGGGUAAUGUCGUCAUUCCUGGCCUAAAUGUGAUUGACUGCAGCAACAUCACAGAGGUCAUCAACUGCCUAGAGGCUGGCCUAGUCCACCGACACACUGCAGCUAUCCACAGCCACGAUCCCUCAGCCUCACACGCAAUCUUCUCCCUCAUUCUGGAGCACCAGUGGACGGAUCCAGAUGGGAAGCUAAAGUACCUGUAUUCGCGGAUGAGCUUUGUUGACCUCGGAGGCUCAGAGAGACUUGUGCAGUUUGGGUAUGGGGACUAUGGGCGCCCUGGUGAGGAAUCCUUCUUCCUCAACUCCGAUCUGAAGGCUUUAGGAAAUGUCAUCCAUUGUUUGGCAGACCAAACAUACAAGGGGCCUAUACCUUACAAGGAGUCAAAGUUAACACAUAUUUUAAAGGAUGCAUUUGGUGGCAACAGCCUAAGCCUGAUGGUCUGCUGCCUGUCUCCAUCAGCUGAAGACUUUGAUGCCUCCUUCAAUACUCUGAAGUAUGGUGGUCUGGCACGCUACAUCCUCAAUUUCCCUGCGGUCAACAUGGCGAUUCAAAAUAGUGCUCGUGGAUCAACAGCAACCAUGUCUCCCAGUUCUGCUCACACAACAUUACCUCAUCAGUCUGGGAGCAGACAGUCAACUUUAACUGGCAUACAAAGCAGUGUGCAGCAGUCCUUGGGAACAGUUCAGCAGUCAACAGGCACCAAUGACACAUCUACUGUUGCAGCACUAGAUGAUGCAGGUUCAGUGGACACUGAGGACAUGUUCAAAUUUCAGUUUGCUGCCUCACAGUGGCAGUUGUUAGUCUCUAGUGCUGAGGAUCUUCUCUCUGAGAUCCUGCGUAGCACUCAGGUGUCCCCAACAGAGAAGGCACGCAUUGAGUCUUGGCUGUGCUUAAAGGCAGAGGCAGAGGAGUGCAUAGGGAUGGACUUGGGGCCUCUGCGCUUCAAUGCGGCCACGAACCGUGUUCUAGAGGUUAUAGAGGAGUUAAGUGAGCCAGAGGCCAACACAACAAUGGAAUCUGGGACAGAAAUGUCACAUUCAGACAGUGAUACUUCUUCAAUGUCCUCCUUUGGGGAAGAGUUUUAUGACCAGUUGGCUGUCCUUAAAGGACGGUUUCGCUCCGUCACAGAUGAUGUAGUGAAUAAAGUGCAGGAAAGCCAUGACACCCUUGCCAAAGUUAGGCAAAGUGCAGAGAGAAGAAAAUCUGAGUUGGCCAAGAAGCAAGAGGACAAGGCUCAGUCCAAGAACACAUCCUCCAGAAAGUCCUCGAGACAUUCUCACAAAACAGCAGAGUCUAUUCUCUUGACAAAGGGGCUUCAGAUGGCUCCUCGGAAAACAAGGGAGAAUGUCAGUUCCUCGGUAGAAAGAAGCUCCUCAGUCUCCUCAUCUCUAACCUCAGCAUUGGUACCUGAGGGUCGUUUGUCUGUGAUGUCUCAGGUUAAUUCAUCAAUGAAAUCGGAAGGUGUUGAUGUCAAGUCUUCUGUUCAUUCUGAUAUUGUUUCAGAUGAAGAGCAUGAAGUGCCAAAUCCUAGAAGAAAAUCUUCACUCUCCAGCGUGUCAAGGUUUUCCCAGAUUUCAAAGUCAUCAAGAAGAAAAUCAAAAUCCGAAAAGAUAGGAGAUGAUGAGGAAAGCAGUACGUCACUAGUGGAAGAAGUCAAGCGUUUGUCUGCAUCUCAAGACCUCCGCAGAGGCCAAAUCCGCCGGGUUAGUGUAGAGUUGCGAGCAGCGCAGCAACGGCUCAAGCAACUGAAUGCAACGAUUAGGUUGAAGGAAGCUUUUAUCCGAGAGUUGGUGCGCUGUGGGGGGGAAGCCGAGGUGACGAAACGGAAGUGUGAGGCUAAGAUGGAGCGACUGGAAAAGGAGAUUCACAGGGCUCGGCAGCUCUAUGAGGAAGCCCAGAAUCAGUUAAAGGAAUUGCGGGAAGGGGAAUCCGAAGAUGUUGGCCAAUAUCGCAGUCGUGUCGAUUCCCUGAAAAAGCAAAUUUCACAUUACCAGAAGAAACUCUUAACCCUAGAGAAAGUUUCGGCCAUCUCACAACAGGCGGACACCAAAGUAGAGGAGUUGGAGGGCAGUGUGAGGGAAAUGAGACGGCAGCAAGAGGAACUCCAAACACGUCUUCGUGAGGAAUUGCAGCGCAAAGAAGAACUUGAACAACAGAUCAUUGUUGACCAGCGGAGGAUUCGGGCCCUGGAAAUAAGGCUCAAGCAAGAUGAAGGGGAGACGGAGAGUGACCGGGGCUGGCUAGCUGAGGAGGAAGAGCGUAUCCUGAAGUUGCGUGAGGCAACACAGCAACUCCAGAAUGAGGUCAAGAUGCGUGAGGAGGCAGUCAAGCAGAGAGAGUGGAUGCACAAGGAGAAACUUCGCUUGGAGACUUCCAGACAAGACUCUGAGGAAAGAAGAAAAGGCAGUGGCAAUGAAGAGGCGCUAAGGGAAAGGCGUGAGUCAGACCUAAGAGAAGAAAUAUCUCACCUGCGAGAUGCGCGGGAUUCCCUUAUGGUGAGAAGACAGAAGCUGAAUAGAAGAAUACACAAGAGUCACGGUCGUGGAGUGGGAUCUGGUGAAGAGCGGCGUCUGCUGGAGCUGGACGAGGCCAUAGAAGCAGUUGACGCAGCAAUUGAGUACAAGAACGAGGUCAUUUGUGGUAGGGCGAAGGAGCUCAAGUCCACUGCCAAGCUCCUUAGUCAUGAUAAUCUAAUGGAGCGCUUGAUGAACCUGUGCCCCGAGGAGACCCGAUCCCUUCUAGUCAAGUAUUUUAACAAGGUCAUCGACCUAAGGAUUGAGUUUCGCAAGCAGGAGAUCUCGUUUUCUGACCUUGAGACCCAGUAUGAUGAGCAGCAGAGAUACAUUAGUGACCUGAAAGCAGCGUAUCAGCAGGCAAGUUUAGAGAUGGAGCGGAGAAUAACGUCCCAGCAGCGUGACUAUCAGCAGAAGAUUUCCACAUUAUUGCGUCAGUUUAAUGAUGAUUCGUCAGGUUCUGGUGCACAAGAGUUUCGUCUGCGUGAGAUGGAACAGCAACUCUUCUACUACAAGAAGUUGAGUCGGGACCUGAAGGCAAAAUUGAGGCAAUAUAGUGAAGAUGUGCGAAGUGACAGGCCCAGAGACCCUCUGCCAGAUACUCCUUCAACAAAAAGCAAGCAGCCCACGGCCGCACUGAGCACUCCCUCCCGUUGCAUGCCCUCCUCGCAGCCUGCCUCGGGCGCCUCCACCGGCGCCGACGCAGGCGCCAACAUGCCCCAAUACUCAUUUGUAUCCUAUUUAUGGUUUUAUACUAAUUCUUGUAAAGAUAAAGAUUUCGAAUAUGAGUAUAUGAAGGCUAGAUUAUUCAAAUAA